Molecule: messenger RNA, 1446 nt
Organism: Maylandia zebra (zebra mbuna)
Lineage: Eukaryota; Metazoa; Chordata; Actinopteri; Cichliformes; Cichlidae
Source: RefSeq, a predicted model, not a curated record
GAAGUGUAAAAGGAAGGGAAGUUGCUUCUCGCUUUGUGUACGUGUUUUGAAAUGUUGCGGCCAGCCUCUUCUUAAAUUACGAACUCUAUCGUGAGAACAUCAAAAAGUCCAGCGACGGCUUCUCUGAUGGGCAGCGGCACGAGUGUGAAUGGAUGUGUUUGCUGAAAACUCGAGAGGGAAGAAGACACCACGCGCCACGAGUCAUGCCUGUGCCAGUGUGAACAAGUACCUGUGCCUGAGCGCGCGUGUGUGUGUGUGCGUGAUCUUAUGGUACAACCAUGGCAAGAGCAGCACUUACUAAACUUCUUCUCCUCGUGAUUCUUGCCUUCAUCAUCUGCCUCCCGGAAUUUUUCACAUUUUACCAAGUAACAAAAGUGAACUUCUUCUGCCUUCCCUACCGACCCUGCGAACAAGGAAAUCAGGUGAAAGAGGGAGAAAAUGGAAAGGCUGGAAAUGAUGACGCUAAGAGAGGCCAUAUGUGUGACCCAUCUCAGACUCCAGAUCAGGAAAAAUGGGAGCAAGCGUGCAUACGAGAAGAUCAAAGCAAUACAACAGAUUCGGCUUCAGACGUCAGGCGAGGCAGAGAUGAUCCAAAAGCGAGGUGGUUCAUGUGUGAGACAGACAUGGAAAUGGCAGAAGUACACAGAAAUAUCUCAACUUCAGCUUACGAGUUACAUCUGGAGGUGUCAGCCGAGCUUCAUCUGCCCAACGCAGAGACCCUGAAUCUCACCUUGUACGGCCGCAGCAAUCACAGUUCCUUACACCUCUACCCACCUGAGGAGGAGGAGGAGGAGGAGGAGGAGGAAAAUAAGGGUGGUGAUGAAGGACAGAGGAAGGCAUUCUACUGCUGUCUCCCUUUCCUGCCCAACUCUGAAUCGCCCAAUCAAAGCCGCUGUCUCCUUUGGUUCGCCAAUCAAACGGUUUGGAAUUCAACAGCAAAGGAAAAGCUGCCAUGGAAACGGACACAGAAAGAUGAGUGGCAGUGUGCGCUCAGAGUGGUCUGGCUGGCUCUGCUGUGUUUGGUGUUGCUGAGUAUAGUAACGAGUGUGAUCGGACAAAUCUACAAGAAAAGGCGUUUGUGCAGGAAGCCGAAGGUGCACCCUGAUGGCUUCAACUUAAUUACUCAGCAAUUAAAUGACGGUGCCAAAGAAACAGAAGUCAGCCCUCCUGAAGCAGGGACAAACCUCCACUUAUACGGGUUUCAUACCUGGUCAAGGCUCUCACCAAUUAAAGAAGUUGACAGUCAAAAUGACAUAUCAAUGUUAAUGGAUGGAGAUGCUGACCACUGCUAUACUGGUUUUCUGCAUCAUCGCAGCCAUCCCUCCGUCAGCUCCAUCAAAGAUGAGCCUGCUCGAUGACAGGCGAGCAGCCGGAGGAAGCUGGAGGAAAACAGCCGCCUCAUUUACCAGCAUUACUAAUGGUGAAAAUAAAGAUAUCUGAACCACC